Molecule: messenger RNA, 1557 nt
Organism: Penicillium malachiteum
Lineage: Eukaryota; Fungi; Ascomycota; Eurotiomycetes; Eurotiales; Aspergillaceae
Product: basic helix-loop-helix domain-containing protein
Exons: 1
Coding region: 1-1557 (518 amino acids)
Biological process (GO): regulation of transcription by RNA polymerase II
Molecular function (GO): DNA-binding transcription factor activity, RNA polymerase II-specific; protein dimerization activity; RNA polymerase II cis-regulatory region sequence-specific DNA binding
Source: RefSeq, a predicted model, not a curated record
AUGGUAGAAGCAAGUCUCUACAUCAAACACGAAUCUGACGAUCACAGCAAUCCUUUCAUGAUGUCUCAUUCCGGCUACUCGAUGGCCAACCAUUUUGGAACCCCUAAUAAUGAUGGGGUAGACCCUUCAGAUUUGACCAUGCAGCAGGGCGGCUUUAUGCCUUACUCCUAUGGUUCACAGCAGAACAUGUCGUCCAGCUUCAACUUCGGUAACUCCGGUAUCGACACCGAUGAACUCUUGGACUUGGAGAUUAGCGCCCCCAACGGAGGCCAGCGCAACGACAUGAACUACAUGCACGACCAGUCUGCAGGAGGUAUCGCCAUGAGUCACCAAAGCCAGAUGUCACACCUUUACUCCAACACUCCGGAUAAUGCCCCAAUGGCCAGCCCCUUCGUCCAGAACAGCUUCAACUACGAACACUACCGGAUGAACCAGCAGAACCCUCAUAUACAACACGCCAGUUCGUUUGACCAGAACUACAUGGGCGCCAAGAACCGCCCCAGCCUCCAAAGCAUGGAUCGGACCUCCUCGGAUGCCCGUAGCCCCAUGACCCCCAAGACUCCUGCGCUGGGUUCUUUAAAUUUGGGUACACCGGAGUCCGGCAGUUUCCCUGGCCAGCCGAUUCGCACAACAGGUUUACAGCACCGACACCAGAAGACCCUGUCAAACCAAUGGGAUGGAACCCCAACAAGUGCUCAAUCAUACGUGGACUCUCCAAUUUCGUCACCUCCUCAACAUCACCAUGCCGGCAUUUCAGAAAUCCUCAAGUCUGGAAAACAUGCCUCUCUCCCUGCCAAGGUUGAUAAUCACAUGCCCGGUAGCAACCAAGAUCUAGAAUCUCAAGAGGCUAAGCGACGCCGUCGUCGUGCCUCUCACAACCUGGUUGAGCGCCGCCGUCGCGACAAUAUCAAUGAGCGCAUUCAAGAUCUCUCUCACUUGGUUCCGCAGCACCGACUGGAAGAUGACAAGGUGCGCAAGCAACUUGUGAACAAUAGCGCACUAUCUAUGGCUGGUGCCAGUGCAAACGCCGCUACUUCACUUCUGGCUGGUGGCAAUGGACGACGUGCCACACCCGGCAACAUCACCAUGGGUCUUCCCAUUGAAGAGAAGGAGAAGGGUCCCAAUAAGGGAGAUAUUCUCAAUGGAGCUGUCAGCUGGACACGCGAUCUUAUGUGGGCCUUGCAUGUUAAGUACCAGCAAGAGGCUGAGCUAGCUGAGAUGAUCAGCAACCUCGGUGGUACUUGGCCAUUCGAGCCCACUGAAGAGGAGAAGCGCAUGCGCAGCGAAAUUGUCGAUGCGCUAGAGAAGAAUGACCCCAACUCAUUCAGCUACACUCGUGGUCCAGGAAGUGGACUUCGUGUCCCUAAGCAUACCAAUCUCGCUGGUGACCCAGUGCAAGGUGGCGAAGGACUCACACCACCAAAUCUGAGCCCUCAAUUCCACAGUGGGUCUAGCAGCGCCAAUGGCGUGCCCGGUCAGCCUCAGUUUUGGAACAGUGCCGGCCAUGCCGCUCUGAGUUUCAAGGAAGAGGAUGAGUACGGAAUGGAUAUGAAUUAA